Molecule: messenger RNA, 1670 nt
Organism: Asparagus officinalis (garden asparagus)
Lineage: Eukaryota; Viridiplantae; Streptophyta; Magnoliopsida; Asparagales; Asparagaceae
Product: THO complex subunit 4D-like
Exons: 7
Coding region: 284-1102 (272 amino acids)
Biological process (GO): mRNA export from nucleus
Cellular component (GO): nucleus
Molecular function (GO): mRNA binding
Source: RefSeq, a predicted model, not a curated record
UCACCCCUCAUCGUCUCUUUCCUCUCUCCUCCCCAAAAACCCUAGAAAUCUUAAUCUUCCCUCAGAGUUCCCAAAAUUCCGCAUAAACUAAAGAAACCCCAGAUUCAAGAAGAAUCUUUCACCUACUUCGAUCGUAGAUCUCCUCGCAAUUCCUCUCACUGAAACCCUAGCAUUCAUCAGCACGAAUAUCUCUUGAUCUUUGUUCGGGCGAUCGAGGGAACUUCGUUUUCUUUCUGGUUAUUUUGUUUCCUUUUAUCUUCACAGUGCAUCAGCAGCUAAUUUGAUGGCAACACCUUUGGAUAUGUCAUUGGAUGAUAUGAUUAAGAACAGAGGUUCUGGUGAAAGAGGGAGAGGGCAUGGCCGGGGGCGGGGCCGUGGACGGGCCCGUGGACGAGGUGGGGCCACUCGUGGGAGGGGAGUAGGUAUGGCUCGUCAAGGGCCUCUUGGAGUAAAUGCUCGGCCAUCACCUUACAAGAUUGCCAAGUCUUUCAGCAGAACAAAGGACAAUAUAUGGAGACAUGAUUUGUUUGAUGAAAGCAUGAAAGCUGCUGGUCUUACUGGAGUCGAAACUGGUACAAAAUUGUACAUAUCAAAUUUGGAUUAUGGGGUGUCCAAUGAAGAUAUAAAGGAACUUUUUUCUGAGAUCGGUACUCUUAAGCGGUCUGCAGUUCAUUAUGACAGAAAUGGGCGCCCUAGUGGUUCGGCAGAAGUGGUGUUUGCUAGGAGAAGUGAUGCAAUGGCUGCCAUGAAACGUUACAACAAUGUUCAGCUGGAUGGAAAAGCUAUGAAAAUCGAAAUCAUUGGCACUAAUCUUGGGUUACCAGUUACCCCUCGCAUUAAUGUGGUUGGUGGUGCAAAUGGGAGAGGAAGGAGGACAGUCGUUAUGACGCCGGAGUUUGGUCAAGGUGGUACAAGGCCCUUCAAGCGCACACCAAGGCCAAACCGUGGGGGUUUCCAGCGUGGAACUGGGAGAGGUCGUGGACGAGGACAGGCACGUGGCCGUGGAGGCCGUGGUCGUGGAAGGAAGCCAGUUGUGAAAUCAGCAGAUGAUUUGGACAAGGAUUUGGACAGUUACCAUGCUGAAGCAAUGAACACAUCAUAAGGCGGAGGAGGGUUUUGAUGUCCAUUGCGACAUUUGGCUAGCUUGUGAUGUGGCAUUUGAAGAAGUUAAAAGGAGAUUGAAGUUGCAAUUGGUGGCAAUUUGGCUUUCUAUUUUAGUUUUCAAGCUGAGCUUUCACUUAGAUAUGUUUCCCAUCUGCUGUUCGAAUGACUGCUGACAAGUAGGGGUGCAUAAAACCCUCACAAACUUCUCUUUGAAAACCUUGUUGAGAUGCUGUUGAGUAAUUUGUGUGCUUGAGAGAACAGAAUAUUUGAUAGUACCAGUGUUAGUUUGCAUUGCAGUAUGUACUUAAAAUAGUGAGAGGUUUGUGGGUGAGAUUGCCGGUUUGUUGGUGAUUUUUCUGGAAUGCUUCAUCCUUUCACUUCAACCUACGCGCUGCAGAGCUUGUUACUUUAUUCUGUUCCUUUCAGGCUGCUGCUUACAUUUGCUUUGUGGAGCGUUGGUUGAAUGCGACGGUUGCUUUGUAGAGUGUUAGUUGAAUGCGACGAUGUCCUAUAUUGGAGACUUCUAUUCUAUUUACCUUGAGAUACAAUCUGCUUGUGGCAGGCUA